GAUAGGAACCUACCAACAGAAGAAGGAAACAAAACAAAACAAAAAGAAAGCGCUUUACGAUUUCGAAAGAGUUUCACAGUCGUCACCCAUGGAGGUUUCCGGCACCGUUCUCCGUCAGGUCACCGGAGCUGGGACCCAUAUCCCCCGCUCUUGUGGCGCGGUUCCGCGAGGAGUUUUGGCGAGGCCCAGAGUGAGAAUGGUGAUGGAUUCUGGUUUCUGUGACGAGGGGCAUUUGCGGUACUAUCAGGGGACGAAAAAGGGAUCAGAUGUUAUAACCACAAAGAAAAAGUUGAAAUUGCUGAAGGGUUUGUCUAACGGCUUGACCUUGUUUCCUGAAUUAGGGUUUGCUUUGGAUUCCGACAAACGCGCUCUAUUGAAUGAUCUUCAGGGAAACCUCACUUCGGAUGGUGGCGAGGUAUUACUGAAAAUGAAAGAGCUAGAAAAAAUAAGGGCAGAGGAGAAGGAAUUGAAGAGGAAAAGGAAACAAGAGAAAAAGGCCAAACUGAAAGCCUCCAAGAUGAAAACUUGUGAAUCUGAACCGUCUUCAUCUUCAUCGUCUGAAUCAAGUGACAGUGACAGAGAGUGUGGUGAGGUGGUUAACAUGAACAGCUUCAGGGCUGGUGUUGCCGAAUUGCAGCCACCUGCUAUGCAGGUUAACGUGCUCUCCCCACCGGCCUUCAUGCCCCAGACCACUCCUGCUGAGGAUCAUGCCAUGGAAUUGUGUUCUAGAAAUGAUACCUGUGUUGGGAGCGUUAGUGCUGGCUUUAAAAUUGAGGGUACUUUGGUUACCACUUCAACUCAAAAGAGGAUUGAGGUCUGCAUGGGUGGCAAAUGCAAAAGAUCUGGAGCUGCUGCAUUGUUGCAAGAAUUUGAGAGGGUGGUUGGAUUUCAAGGUGGUGCUGUUGUUGGAUGUAAGUGCAUGGGCAAGUGCAAAACUGCUCCUAAUGUCAGAAUUCAGAAUUCUGUUGAUCCUAGCCUAGAUGAGGGCCUUAAUGAUUCUGUUAAGAUUCCAGCUAACCCUCUCUGCAUUGGGGUUGGUUUGGAGGAUGUAGAUGCUAUUGUGGCUAGGUUUUUAGGGGAGAAUCAGAACGAUAUGGGGGUGGCAGUGGCAGCGGCAGCAGCAGCAGCAGCUAAUUGACGGGCUACUGUGCUAUUUGUAAUUGUAUGUGUCAGCCAGUAGAGCGGAGGAAUAUCAUUGUCAAAUACUUCUUUAAAGCUGUUCAUAUUGUAUAAACAUUAGCUAUUAUGAAAUUUCAUUUCCUUGUUUAUUGGGAGUGUCAUUCCACUUGUUUUACAUGAUACAAUACUCUGGUGGCAAUUAGGUAUCCCCAAGUCUACGGGGACAAUUUAGCUUUAAGCCUCUUUCAGAUUCCUUUAUUGUGAUCAUA
Messenger RNA from Gastrolobium bilobum, 1388 nucleotides. Its product is annotated as diacylglycerol O-acyltransferase 3-1. The transcript is spliced from 2 exons. Bases 89 to 1138 code for a protein of 349 amino acids. The record is from RefSeq and is a predicted model, not a curated record. Lineage: Eukaryota; Viridiplantae; Streptophyta; Magnoliopsida; Fabales; Fabaceae.